CAGCCGCAAAGGAGAAAACCGCUUUAAUUCCUCCUGUCUCUGUUUUUCCUUAUACAUUCUUACGCCAAUUCUCUGAUUCUUACAAGUCAAAAGCCACUUUUCACGUCAUGCCAAAAUUCGUCCCCACGCAAGGGCAAAGACAAACCAUGAGAUGACUACGUUGGUUUCUUCUCUCAAUUCCAAUGCAGUUGAAUUCUAUCUUUCUAAUUUUCCAUCUUUCUUCCCCGCAUUGUGCGCCAAGUCAUUAUAAAUGCAGCAUCUUGCAUUGUUUCGACUCCAAAAAUUAUAGCUUUCUGGCGUACCUGAGCUUGUUUCUAUCUUUAUGGUGUAGAAUUACAGUGAAAAUCGAGGGGGAAUUUUAAGGAGGCUAUAGAUUAUGUGUAAACUGGCUCAACUUGACAAAUAAGAGAAAAAUCAUCACUUGAUAGUUUGUGGUUUUGAAGAAUACUAAUUCUUUUCAGUAUCCAAAUCUAAGAGAGAAAUGUCGUAUAAUUUUUUUGGAAUGGAUUCAAUGAUUCGCCUUCCAUUUGUAAGAACUCUGAAGACAGUCUUGGAUGCAGCCAAGAGAAUCAUCUUUGGGGCUGAAAACAAGGACAAUAUAGACAAGCAUAAACAGCUAAAACAUAUUCCUGCUCAUGAUUUUCAUGCUGAUAUUGGUGUGCCUUAUGUGGAUCAAUCAAAUAACAUGCCAACUCUGGGUCUAUCAGAUGAAAAAAACAGUGCAGAAAUUGUUAUUUUGUCUGAGGCUGAUAAAACUCCAAAUUCAACUUGUGCUGUUAUCAACAGAGAAGAUAGCCUCUUAAAAAUUGUUGAUUUCUCAACAUUAAGAGCACCUAUCAAGGAUUUGAGGAAAAAACUUCUUGUUCUUGAUUUGAAUGGGCUGCUUGCAGAUAUAGUUUCUCCUCCGCCAAAGAACUGGAAGGCAGACAUAAACAUUUCAAAACGUGCAGUUUUCAAGAGACCCUUUUGCAUUGAUUUUCUGAGGUUCUGCUUUGAGCGAUUUGAAGUGGGUGUUUGGUCAUCAAGAAGCAAGAAAAAUGUGGAAAGAGUGGUUGAUUUUUUGAUAGGAGAUAUGAAGCACAAAUUGCUGUUUUGCUGGGAUCAAUCCCGCUGUACUGCUACACAAUUAAGUACCCUUGAAAACAAGCAUAAGGCAUUGGUAUUUAAGGAAUUAAGGAAAAUUUGGGAGAGAAAGGAUCCUAAUCUUCCUUGGAAGAGAGGAUAUUAUAAUGAAACAAAUACAUUGUUGUUGGAUGAUUCUCCUUACAAAGCUCUGCUUAAUCCCCCUUACACAGCAAUCUUUCCUUGUUCAUACAAAUUCCAAGAUAAGAGUGAUAAUUCAUUAGGUGCUGGAGGUGAUCUGAGAGUUUAUCUGGAAGGACUGGCCGAAGUUGAAAAUAUACAGAAGUUUGUAGAGCAACAUCCAUUUGGUCAAAGCGCCAUAACGGAAAAGAGUGAAUCUUGGGACUUCUACCUUCAAGCUAUUAAUUCAGUACCUCACUUUCCAUCUAAAAUUUAAUGUUAAAUCUCAGAAAGCUCUUGGUAUAUAGUUUUGCUGGCUGAAUUGAGUGUUGGGCUUAAGCAGAUUAUAGGCAUAUCAAAUCCUGCCUGUUGGGUCAUCUAUAGGGAGAGUAGGUGCCCAAUUACAGUAUUAAGCUAAGCGCAUUCAGUUUAGCGGACGGAAUACGCGUUUGGAAGGCACGUAACAAACUCAGGAUUAUUCCGUGUAGUUAAAAGAUAAAAGUUUAGUUAAGGUUUCCAAUUCUUACCUGACAUUUGGAGUAUUCUUUCAUACUAUUCACUUCAUAUUAUGGGUUGGUUAUUUAUCUAAGAUAUCCGCCUGCAUUUUUCGGGGGAAAAUGGUAGCGGAAAAAUGCUGUAAUUGAUCUUAUCAUGGAGAGAUCUUGUGGUGAAACAACUACCAUCCAGUGAAUUUUUUUUUUUUUGUUGU
Molecule: messenger RNA, 1951 nt
Organism: Mangifera indica (mango)
Lineage: Eukaryota; Viridiplantae; Streptophyta; Magnoliopsida; Sapindales; Anacardiaceae
Product: ubiquitin-like domain-containing CTD phosphatase 1
Exons: 7
Coding region: 482-1519 (345 amino acids)
Molecular function (GO): phosphoprotein phosphatase activity
Source: RefSeq, a predicted model, not a curated record